This is a messenger RNA of Coniophora puteana RWD-64-598 SS2, 360 nucleotides long. RefSeq lists its product as uncharacterized. The transcript has a single exon. Lineage: Eukaryota; Fungi; Basidiomycota; Agaricomycetes; Boletales; Coniophoraceae. The annotation marks the transcript as partial. The record is from RefSeq and is a predicted model, not a curated record.
GCAAUAUGUGACUCCGCCAAGCGGCAGCCGUUCUCUCAGUGCCUCCCAGAUACCAGAGUGGACCUCCCCGCCGAUCUCAGGCAGCACGUCGCUAAAGGCUCGGGUAAGAUCAUAUGGCUAAGCGGCGAAUCCGGCUGUGCCAAAUCCAUGAUUGCCCACACGCUAGCGGACCAACUUCGUGAGGAGGGCUCGCUCGCGGCGACCUUCUUCUUCUCGCGCAAACACGUCAAGCGCAACGACACUGACACGUUCUUCCUCACGAUUGCGUACCAGCUCGGCCUCCUCCACCCGCGUGCCAGGGGCGCAAUCGGCAAGGUUAUCGCUGAGGACACAGCACUGUUAUCGCCGGAAAAGUCAUGA